CCCAACAACGGCUAUUGGCUGUUUGUCCUUUGCAUACCCCAUCAUCGUCCACGUCGCUGUUGUCUUUGUCAGCAGUAGCAUCAUCAUCUGUUGUGUGUCCCGGCCGUUCUUAUUGAAAUUUGUUUUCGUCGUACAUCUUUUUUGUUUUUUCUUUUCCCCUUCGCCCGACAUCAUCUGAAGUCUAUUGAUUGGAAUUUUUCGAGUGCGGCCUGAGUUUCAAUAAAAAACCGCCAACCUGGAACUAAUGGAAUUAGAGAAUAUUGUGGCCAAUACGGUCUACUUAAAAGCUAGAGAAGGUGGUUCAGAUAGCAAUAAAGGAAAAAGUAAGAAAUGGCGAAAAAUUCUACAAUUUCCUCACAUAUCACAGUGUAUACACCUGAAAGACAAAUUAGACAUAAGCUAUGGUUACGUGAUAGACCAGCAGCCUAUUGGACGCAAACUGUUUCGUCAGUUUUGUGAAAGCAAAAGGCCGCUUUACUUUCGGUAUAUCUCAUUUCUGGAUCAAGUGCAAAAUUUGUAUCGAUUUCCAAAAAAAUCUUUUUGUAGAUAUGAGGUGGAAUACGACGAGAAUCGUAUAACGAUAGCACAUGACAUUGGAUGUAGGUUUCUAGAUAUAGAUGGCCCCUCGCCGGCGACACUCAAUAAUGGGAAUACACUGGAGGGGAGUAGCGGUGGGCCGGACGAAGUUCAGCAGCAGGACGAACAUAAAAUAUCCUCAACAGAUACAGAGAAUAUCACAGCAACAACAACAACAUCCACAACAAAUCUUGUAGAGACUGAAUUAUGUAACAAUACCACCGCCAAUACAACAACUACAGCAACAACGGCCACAAUAUCCACAACCAGCAGUAGCAACAACCACAAAAACUUUCAUCAUCACAAUGGCGAUGAACAUGGAGAUUCAGCCGGCCAGGCCCCCUACAAUGAUGGCGGCGGCGGUGGUGGUGGUGGUGGUGGCGGUCUUGCUGGUGAAGGUGCUGGUGGUGGCGAUGAUUCUGAGAUAGGUGAUAAAUUGAAAAACUGCAUUGAUCCCAGCACCACCGUUUUGCCACAGCUUAACGGUAAUUCCACAAACGCCAUUCGAACGCCAUUGUCUUCCGAUGAAUUUGUUUUGGAUAUUCUAAAUGAUGAUCUUAUCUCAAAAGUGCGCACCAAAAUAACCAGCGGUAGCAAGGAGCUAUUCGAACCCUGCGUUAAGGCUGUCAAGGCUUUUUUGGCCGGUGAACCAUUCCGAGAGUUUGAGACUUCAAUGUAUUUUCAUCGUUAUUUACAGUGGAAAUGGUUGGAGGCUCAGCCCAUAACUUACAAAACAUUUCGCAUGUAUCGUGUUCUGGGCAAAGGAGGCUUUGGCGAAGUCUGUGCAUGUCAGGUACGUGCCACAGGUAAAAUGUACGCCUGCAAAAAAUUGGAAAAGAAACGCAUUAAAAAGCGCAAAGGUGAAUCCAUGGUCUUGACGGAGAAGCAGAUUUUGCAAAAGAUCAAUUCGCGAUUUGUUGUCAAUCUCGCCUACGCAUAUGAGACUAAGGAUGCUCUGUGUCUGGUGCUGACCAUAAUGAAUGGUGGUGAUUUGAAAUUCCAUAUUUAUAAUAUGGGUGGUGAUCCUGGCUUUGAAAUGCAACGGGCAAGAUUUUAUGCUGCCGAAGUGGUUUGUGGCCUAGAGCAUUUACAUCAACAGGGUAUUGUCUAUAGAGAUUGUAAGCCGGAGAAUAUAUUGCUCGAUGAUCAUGGGCAUGUGCGUAUCUCCGAUUUAGGUUUAGCUGUGGAGAUUGAUGGUGAGAUGGUUCGAGGACGUGUAGGCACAGUGGGUUAUAUGUCACCCGAAGUUAUUGAUAAUGAAAAAUACUCAUUUUCACCAGAUUGGUUUAGUUUUGGUUGUCUGCUGUAUGAAAUGAUUGAGGGGCAGGCUCCAUUUAGAGCUCGCAAAGAGAAAGUCAAACGUGAAGAAGUCGACCGAAGAGUUAAGGAGGAUCCUGAAAAGUAUUCUAGUAAAUUUAGCGAAGAGGCCCGUUCGCUAUGCCAACAAUUACUCGCCAAAUCUAUAAAGUUACGUUUAGGUUGCCGCAAUGGCCGCUUUGGUGCUCGCGAAGUCAAACUGCAUCCGUUUUUUAAUUGUAUCAAUUGGAAGCGUCUGGAGGCUGGAAUGGUUGAACCCCCAUUUGUACCAGAUCCACAUGCAGUUUAUGCCAAAGAUGUCUUGGAUAUUGAACAAUUCUCGACCGUUAAAGGUGUAAAUAUCGAUGAUUCCGAUUCGAAUUUCUAUACGAAAUUCAAUACUGGUUCCGUAUCAAUAUCAUGGCAAAAUGAAAUGAUGGAAACUGAUUGUUUCCGAGAGUUGAAUGUGUUUGGUCCAGAUGACAAUCCAACACCUGAUUUGCUGAUAAAUGCCAUACCUCAACCAGAUACAACCGGAUGUUUUCCCUUUAGAAGAAAGAAGAAACAACCAGCAAGAACACAACCCAUACCCAUUCCUGAACAUUUAUUAACCACUAGUCACAGUGUUAGUUUAACUACUGUUGAGAGCUGAUAGAAUAUGAAAAUUACCAGAACAACAACAACAACUAUAACUACAACUUCUACUAAUGCCACUACAACAACAACAUCAUCAUAAAACAAAAUAAAAAAAAAAAAAACUAUCAGAAAAAUCUAUACUUUGCGCGUAAUUAACCAAAAACAAAUUAAGAGAAAAACUACAAAAAUAAUUACUUUAAUAAACAAGAAGAAGAAAAAAAAAACCAAACAAAAAGAAGCAUACAUACAUUAAAUCACAUUCAUGAAUUUAAAUGAAAAACUCUCAAAAUCCCUUUCCAACUUGACCCUCCUUGACCACCACUCUACCAAAAAGAAAAACCACACACUCACACAAAAGUAUACUGCACAAAUACACAUAAAAACCAAAAGCCAUAAACUUACAAUCUACCCAUAUUGUUAGAUAAAAAUAUAAGUAAUCUUAUAAUAAUUGAAAAAAAAAAACAAAAACAAUUAAUUACACAGAGAAAACACUAUUUUGAUUGAAAAAUCGAUAGAAUUUAGAUGAAAAAAAUGUAUAAAGAAAAUUAUGCCAUAUUCAAUUAAUAAUUUUAAUUAUUGCUAAAUUAAUUCUAAAGACUUUUUUUUAUAACAUCUGGAGUGAGUCCUAUAUCUUCAAAGUCUUUGCGAUCACAUUCAAUGCCGGCACAUUACCGUUUCUUCGUAGUCUACUAUAAGAAAGAGCCCUCAUACGAUUGCACCGAACGAAAAAUUAAUACCGAUACACCCAGAGAAAAAUUGAUACCAAAAGUGCUAAUUUCAAUACCAUACGGUAUUGAUAGUAAAGCAACACCGUAUGGUACAAAAGUAAAUACCCGAUGGUACGAAUGAAACAUAAAAUGAUUAGUAUCGUUUGGUACUAGCCUUAUUACCGAACUGGUAUUAGUGUUAAUACCAAUCUAUUAUUGGUUUUAGCACCAGACCGUUAUUGAAUUUAGUACCCAAUCAUUAUUGGUUAUUCCACCCCCUAAUGAACCAAAAAAAAAACCAUUGAAAAUAAUUGUAAUCUAAUUUUAUUUCGAUUAUUAUACCCUCCACCAUUGGAUGGGGGUAUACUAAUUUCGUCAUUCUGUUUGUAACUAAAUAUUCGUCUGAGACGCCAUUAAGUUUAUAUAUUCUUGAUCGUCGUGACAUUUUAUGUCGAUCUAGCCAUGUCCGUCCGUUCGUCCAUCCAUCUGUCUGUCGAAAGCACGCUAACUUUCGAAGGAGUAAAGCUAGUCGCUUGAAAUUAUGCACAAAUACUUCUUAUUAGUGUAGGUCAGUUGGGAUUGUAAUUGGGCCAAAUCAGUCCCUGUUUUGAUAUAGCUGCCAUAUAAACCGAUCUUGGGUCUUGACUUCUUGACCCUCUAGAGGGCGCAAUUGUUGUCCGAUUGAAAUGAAAUUUUGCACGACGUUUUUGAUAUGAUAUCCAACAACUGUGCUAAGUAUGGUUCAAAUCGGCCAAUAACCUGAUAUAGCUGCCAUAUAAACCGAUCUUGGGUCUUGACUUCUUGAGCCUCUAGAGAGUGCAAUUCUUAUCCGAUAGGAAUAACUUUCGAAGGAGUAAAGCUAGCCGCUUAAAAUUUUGCAUAAAUACUUGUUAUUAGUGUAGGUCGGUUGGGAUUGUAAAUGGGCCAUAUCGGUCCAUGUUUUGAUAUAGCUACCAUAUAAACCCAUCUUGGAUCUUGAUUUCUUCAGCCAAAUAGAGCGCGCAAUUCUAAUCCGAUUUGGCUGAAAUUUUGCAUGAGGUGUUUUGUAAUGACUUCCAAUAACUAUACCCUGUAUGCUUCAAAUCGGUCGAUAACCUGAUAUAGCUGUCAUAUAAACCGAUCUGGGGACAUGACUUCUUGAGCUUCUAGAGGGCGCAAUUCUCGUCCAAUUUAACUGAAAUUUUGCACGGUGUGUUUUGGUAUCACUUCCAACAACUGUGCUAAGUAUGAUUCAAAUCGGUUCAUAAUCUGGUAUAGCUGCCAUAUAAACCUAUCUUGGAUCUUGACUUUUUGAGCCUCUAGAGGGCGCAAUUCUCAUCCGAUUUGGCUGAAAUUUUGUACAACGGCUUCUCUCAUGACCUUCAACAUACGUGUCUAAUAUGGUCUGAAACGAUCAAUUGCUUGAUAUAGCUCCCAUAUAAACUUAGCUCCCGAUUUUGCUUCUUGAGCCCCUACAAGGCGCAAUUCUUAUCCGAAUGAACUGAAAGAUUACACCAUGUUCAGCAUUUAUUUAUGUUCCGGACUAUAACUAGCAUAACAGUUCUUAUAUUCUUUGUUUGACUAAAAAGAGAUACCGCGCUUAGAACUAGAACAAAUGCGAUCCAUGGUGGAGGGUAUAUAAGAUUCGGCCCGGCCAAACUUAGCGCGCUCUUACUUGUAAAAUAUAGAAAUCUCUUGACAUUUGUAUCGGUUAUAGUUAAUAUCAGAAUUUACGGCGUUCUUACUGAAAUUUGAAGAAGUUAGACCCCUUGAAUCUGUAUUUGGUCCCUCUACAUCCAUGGUUUUGUUCUGCACUCUUAACGAUUACACAGAAGGGAAUUUUGGGUUAUCAUCGCCGAUUUUUACAGUAAUUAACUUGGAAAAACCUACUAAAAAAUGAGGUCAGCCUACCAACCUACCAAAAAUGACACAAACUACCAAUUUUGGCAGGAACCUGCCAAAAACAGCAACACUGUUUUGUGACUACAUAAACAUCUAUUGUGAAUGGUAAAUUAUAAAGAAAAAUGUUCAUAAACGGUAUUGAGUUGAAUUGCAUUGCCGCACAUGUUCUGCAAGAUUUAUAUCACAAAUCAAAGAAAGAAAAAUCAGACAUGACCUUUUUGUGUCCUACUAUUUCUGAACGUUCCAUAUUAUCAGUGGCUUUGUGACUACAUAAGAACAUAAACAUCUAUUGUGAAUGGUACAUUAUAACGAAAAAUUUUUAAAACGGUAUUGAGUUGAAUUGCAUUGCUGCACAUGUUCUGCAAGAGUUAUAUCAUAAAUCAAAGAAAGAAAAAUCAGACAUGACCUUUUUGUGUCCUACUUUUUCUGAUCGUUCCAUCUUAUCAGUGGCUUUGUGACUACUUAAGAACAUAAACAUCUAUUGUGAAUGGUAAAUUAUAAGAAAAAUAUUCAUAAACGGUAUUGAGUUGAAUUGCAUUGCUGCACAUGUUCUGCAAGAUUUAUAUCAUAAAUCAAA
Messenger RNA from Stomoxys calcitrans (stable fly), 5673 nucleotides. It is a transcript of the gene Gprk2, whose product is annotated as G protein-coupled receptor kinase 2. Bases 245 to 2524 code for a protein of 759 amino acids. The transcript is spliced from 11 exons. The record is from RefSeq and is a predicted model, not a curated record. Gene Ontology annotation, cellular component: cytoplasm. Gene Ontology annotation, biological process: regulation of signal transduction; signal transduction; protein phosphorylation. NCBI's taxonomy places the organism in Eukaryota, Metazoa, Arthropoda, Insecta, Diptera, Muscidae. Gene Ontology annotation, molecular function: ATP binding; G protein-coupled receptor kinase activity.